AUGGGCGCGGCCCUCGGAAGCAGCACCGACCUUGACCAGGGCAGGACCCCCGCCCGCGGGACCCUCAGAGUGCCGCCACCCUCCUCCCGGCGGCCGCGCCCCUCCUCCCGGCCCCUCAUCCGGGCCGCCGCGCCUCGCCUCACGCCUCACGCCGCCGAGCCUCACCGCCCGCCCCCGCCGCCGCGGUUCGCCGCCAGCCUCCUCCCGGCGGCCGCACCACGCCCCUCCUCCGCGGCUCACAAGGCAUCGUCUCACCACCGCCCGCGCUGCGUACUCUCCUCGCCUGCAGAUCUCGACCUCGGGAGCGGCCGUUCCGGCGACCACUCGGUGCACCGGGUGUUCCUGGACCCCGGUGGCAAGCACUGCGUCGUCACCGUGGUCCACCCGGGCGGCGCCGAGACGUACUACCACCACGCCAGGUGGCCGCGCCCCAAGCCGCUACCUUGCCUCCGCAGCCUCCUGGUCAAUGCCGUCGCCUGGAAUCGUCAAUCCAUAACCGAAGCAUCGACCAAGGAACUGAUCCUGGGAACAGAGAGCGGCCAGAUCAUUGAGAUGGCCGUGGAUGAGGCCGACAAGAGGGAGAAGUAUGUGAAGCCACUCUUCGAGCUCACUGAAAGAGAGGGCAUCAAGGCUCUGCAGAUGGAGACUGCUGUUGUUGGUAAUUCCACAAGAUUCUAUGUGAUGGCUGUCACUCGGACGCGGCUUUACUCAUUCACUGGCAUUGGUUCAAUAGAAAUCUACUAGUGGAGAUGAGAACUUCGUGGAAAGUAAGGGUUUUUUUGACCAAGUCUACCUAGCGCAGGCUGAUGCCACAUUUGCUUCAAAAGAGUAUUACAUUGCAGCUUCCUUCUAUGCGAAGAUGAAUUAUAUCCUAUCGUUUGAGGAGAUCAGCUUGAAAUGUAUACCAAUAGCUGAGCAGGUAAUUUUCCUCUGAACUCUUUGACGCAGCAUAUUAUUUUUUUAGGUAAGAUGCAACAUAUUAUUGGAAGUUUUUUAAUGUUCCGUCUUUAUAUAUAUACUCUUUUCAGUCAAUUUCAUGUUAAGUCAAUUCAUUUGUUGUAUCUCUUAACUUUGUUACAUCCAUGCAUUAGAUUGAUGUUGCUAUUUCCAAGAUUAAAAUAAGAAAUGUAUUGUCAUUGAGGUUGUGUAUUUUACGCUAGCUAGCUAGAGGUUGUAUAUUUUACUUACAAAGCUUCCCUUGUACCCUUUGGCACAUUAUUGCUUAUGGUUUACUAUGCUGUAUUCCUUUAUUUUUUGCAUGGACACCAUGGAUUUAUAUCUGAAACCGUCAACCAUGUCUACUGGCAGGAUGCUCUCAGAACUUUCUUAUUGAGAAUGCUUGAUAAGCUCACAAAAGAUGACAAGAUGCAAAUAACAGUGAUCUCAACUUGGGCUACUAAGCUAUACUUGGACAAGGUGCCCAUCGUUACAAUUUUCAGCUUCCUAAAAUUAUAUGGCAUCUAUCAUGUCGGUAUUAUUGCUUCAAUAUUGGGUUUUACUGCCUUUCCAGUGCUUUUUCCUGGAAAUUGUCUGGAAAUGUAGUUCCAUAAAAAUGUUCUUUUGCUAUAAUUUAUAGACAUUUUGUUACAGAAGCACUAGUCAAAAUGUCACGUAUUUGUGACUGGAGGGAGUAGUUGUCUUCAGUUAUUCAUCUGUCAUGGUUGUCUCCAUCUAUGCCUAGUUGUAACUGAUGCGUGUGACUUAUGGACUUGUGGAGUAUAUGUUGGACUUAUGCGAUAUAACUGAUGCGUGUGACUAUAUAUGACCUAUUUGUGAUAUUUGAACUCUCUGAAAUGGAUAUUUAA
This is a messenger RNA of Panicum virgatum (switchgrass), 1805 nucleotides long. Its product is annotated as vacuolar sorting protein 18-like. Lineage: Eukaryota; Viridiplantae; Streptophyta; Magnoliopsida; Poales; Poaceae. The transcript is spliced from 7 exons. Gene Ontology annotation, molecular function: protein-macromolecule adaptor activity. The record is from RefSeq and is a predicted model, not a curated record. Gene Ontology annotation, biological process: endosome organization; vacuole organization; organelle fusion. Gene Ontology annotation, cellular component: endosome; HOPS complex. The coding region runs from base 1 to 744 and encodes 247 amino acids.